Molecule: messenger RNA, 794 nt
Organism: Linepithema humile (Argentine ant)
Lineage: Eukaryota; Metazoa; Arthropoda; Insecta; Hymenoptera; Formicidae
Source: RefSeq, a predicted model, not a curated record
UCAGAAAACACAGACGUCCGAAAGUUUAGAAUUGAAGAAAAAAACCAUAUAAAAUCUCACAAUGAAUAAUACAAACCAAAUAUGGACUAUAAUCUGCACGCUUUUAAUUUCUGAAAUUAUAGUACCAUAUAUGACAAACAGUACAAAAAAUAAAACAUGCAAUGAAAAUAUUCAAAAUUUUAGAUUGGACAAAAUAAUCGAGGAAAUGUCAUUAAAAGUAGAAAAGUUUUGCAUCAGUACGCUACUUUCCAUAAACUUUGCUAUUUUAGUUGAUGUUAUUCAACCAAUCUGGUACAGACGUCUACAGCUGUUUUUCCGCAGACGUCAAGAGCCAGCAAACAGACAACACGAAAACGGACUGCCUCGCGACGCCAUAUUUGCAGACAGUGAGGAAAGUGAGAAUGACGACGGCUAUUUAAGUUACGUGAAUACAUGAAUAAUUCUACGACUUUCUAUUAAUGUUCUUUAAAAUAAGUAAUCUCAUUUAUUUGUGGCAUUCCUAAAAUGAAUGAAAAACUAUAUUCAAUUUGACUGAGAACUUCUAUUAAUCCAGAUAGUGCAUUUAUUGCAAUAUAUUUAGCCUCAUAUUAUGUGUCAAACAAUAUAUUUUAACAAAUUUGCGACGAAAUGCAGAUAAGAAAAAUUGCAUGAAUCCUGACAUCCAUUACUCCACAUCGUCAAUAUGACAGCAGGAUAAAAUUUUUAUAUCUCUCCAUUAUUAGUAUUAUUAAAUACUAGAUUACUUGUUCAGUGUGACAAUUUUAGCUGCUAACAUGGCCAUAGCUUUUGAAUAU